Xyrauchen texanus (razorback sucker) is the source of this 5765-nucleotide messenger RNA. RefSeq names its product protein tyrosine phosphatase non-receptor type 4b (gene ptpn4b). The record is from RefSeq and is a predicted model, not a curated record. Gene Ontology annotation, cellular component: cytoplasm; cytoskeleton; cytoplasmic side of plasma membrane. Bases 322 to 3126 code for a protein of 934 amino acids. Gene Ontology annotation, biological process: protein dephosphorylation. Lineage: Eukaryota; Metazoa; Chordata; Actinopteri; Cypriniformes; Catostomidae. Gene Ontology annotation, molecular function: protein tyrosine phosphatase activity; cytoskeletal protein binding. The transcript is spliced from 27 exons.
GAGACAUAUGCAGGAUUAUAGAGCAAAACAGCGGCCACAGAAAGGAUUGCAAUCGCGUUCGUGGGUUUAUUUCAUGCACUGCACCUAAGAAGAAACCCGGAUUGCAUUUCCCUUUGGAAUUGGCAUUAAGAACUGUGCCAGAGUCCCCUUUGAAUUAAAUGUAAUGUGAGCAUCUACAGCAAUGUGGUCAUUUUCAUGCGGAUGAGCUACUGUUGUUGUGCCUUUCUCCCCCUUCCUAUUCUCCUUUCAUCAUAAUUCAAGAUCAUCUUUAAAUCAUUGGACUCUCCUAGACCUGUAUAUGAAGACGGAGUCCGGACCGUAAUGACCGCCCGCUUCCGGUUGCCUGCUGGCAGAAGUUACGAUGUGGGAGCGUUGGAGGACGUCAGAGAAAGACAGCACGCGCAGGUGGUGUGUAACGUUUUACUAUUGGACAACACAGUGCAGAGCUUCAGAGUCAAUAAGCAAGAUCAGGGCCGAGUCUUGUUGGACCUAGUUUAUAAACACUUGGAGCUAACCGAGCGAGACUACUUCAGCCUUCAACUAGCAGACGAUUCCUCUGACAGCCAGAGGUGGCUGGAUCCAAACAAGCCUGUUAGAAAACAACUGAAAACGCCGUCUCCACAUAAUUUGAUGUUCAGGGUGAAGUUUUUCGUGUGCGACCCCAGUAAACUACAAGAGGAGUACACAAGGUAUUUGUACUUUCUGCAGUUGAAACAGGAUAUUCUGACUGGAAGGCUUCCAUGCCCUCAGAAUACAGCAGUUCUUCUGGCUUCUUAUGCUGUUCAAGCUGAGUUGGGAGACUACAGUCACUCCGAACAUUUGCCCGGGUACCUCUCCGAGUACAGCUUCAUUCCCAACCCACCACAGGACUUUGAGAAAGAGGUUGCCAAACUUCAUCAAGAGCACAAUGGACUCACACCAGCUCAGUCAGAGUUUAACUACUUGAACGCUGCACAGACACUUGAGUUGUAUGGUGUGGAAUUGCACUAUGCUCGGGACCACUGUAACACCGAGAUUUACAUUGGAGUUUUGUCUGCCGGCAUCUCCAUCUAUAAGGACAGGGUACGAAUCAGCCACUUUCCAUGGUUGAAAAUUGUAAAAAUAUCUUUUAAAUCGAAACAGUUUUUUAUCCAACUAAGAAAAGAAAUGAAUGAGAAUAGAGAGUCUUUACUGGGCUUCAACAUGAUGAACUACAGAGCAUGUAAGAACUUAUGGAAGGCCUGCGUGGAGCACCACACCUUCUUCAGACUUGAGCGGCCCGUUCCUCCCGAGAGGAACCUCUUCCUGCAGUACUUCACCAUUGGAUCCAAGUUUCGCUAUUGUGGGAGGACAGAGGCACAGUCUGUACAGUACGGAAAGGAAAGGGGCAACAAGAACAGAGUUUUUGCCAGGUCACCGAGUAAACCUCUAGUUAGGAAGCUCAUUAGCGGUUUGGACUGGGAGACCGUCAGCAGGAAUUCUCUCUCGGACGAUCGACUGGAAACCCAGAGUCUGCCCAACCGUUCCCCACCAGACUCGCCCAAUCACAGUAACUCCGUGUUUACCGCAGAAGGCGCGCGGGUCAGGCCGUCCUCCAUUGGUCACCUAGUUGACCAUGUGAUCGACCACUCGCCAUGCCAGACAUUCACCAAUCACCAGUCUGCAUCGUCCACACAGGCCAACAGCAUCAGUCUGGACUCGACACCGUCUCCAGACGUAACGACUGAUGAACAGCCACCCGCACUGCCCCCAAAACAGUCUAGAAAAGACCGUCUCACCCACAAUGGCAGAUCACAGUCGCAACACGAGCUGGACGGCCACAUCAGCGAAUUGUACAACGUACCCGCGGCGUCAGGAAAGAGCAUGAAUGGAGCGGUACCUCAUGACAAUCUCGUUCUGAUCAAAAUGAGGCCUGACGAAAACGGGCGAUUUGGAUUUAAUGUGAAGGGUGGCGCUGAUCAGAGGAUGCCCAUCAUAGUGUCCCGUGUGGCUCCAGGAACUCCGGCUGAUAUGUGUGUGCCGCGGCUGAACGAGGGUGACCAGGUCAUGCUGAUUAACGGUCGUGAUAUCUCUGAGCACACUCAUGAUGACGUGGUUAUGCUAAUCAAAGCCAGCUGUGAGGACCAAUCAGGAGAGCUCAUUCUGCUCGUCAGACCCAAUGCCAUCUAUGAUGUAGAUGAAGAGCAGGAGAAGUUGGAUCUGGAACCGGAUUUCCAGUACAUUCCUGAGACUUCAGGUCUCGGCCAGACUCACUCCGAGGCCGACAGUCUGAAAUCCUCCAUGCAGGUGCUGAAAGACGGUCUGUGCAGCGGUACGGUUCUUGCACAGUUCGAUCAACUAUACAGGAAACGGCCUGGGAUGUCCAUGUCAUGUGCUAGAUUACCGCAAAAUGUCUCCAAAAAUCGUUACCGGGACAUUUCUCCAUAUGAUGCCACUCGAGUUGUAUUGAAGGGGGCGGAUGAUUAUAUCAAUGCAAAUUAUAUAAACAUGGAGAUUCCUUGUAAAAGUGAGAUAAAGCGAUAUAUCGCUUGUCAAGGGCCUCUUCCUGGUACCUGCUCUGACUUCUGGGAGAUGGUGUGGGAACAGAGCGCCGCCCUAGUGGUCAUGCUCACAACGCAAGUUGAACGCGGCAGGGUGAAAUGUCAUCAAUAUUGGCCAAACUUUUCUGCAAGUGGCACUUACGGGGGCUUCCAGGUGACAUGUGUAUCGGAGGAAGGGAACUCCGCGUACCUGCUCAGAGAUUUGACCCUUACACACCUGGAGAGUAACGAAGAGAGACACAUUUGUCAGAUGCAGUACUUGGCGUGGCCGGAUCACGGCGUACCGGAUGAUUCAUCAGACUUCCUGAACUUUGUCAGUCAUGUACGCAGCAAACGAACCGACACAGAUGAGCCGGUGGUGGUUCAUUGCAGCGCUGGGAUAGGUCGCACCGGCGUUCUUAUCACCAUGGAGACAGCGAUGUGUCUGAUAGAGAACGGGCAGUCGGUGUAUCCCUUGGACAUCGUAAGAACCAUGAGAGACCAGCGUGCUAUGAUGAUCCAGACUCCUAGCCAGUACCGAUUCGUCUGCGAAGCGAUUCUGAAAGUUUACGAGGAGGAGAUCGUAAAACCAUUUGAGACUGAAACUCCCAGUGAAAAGGAAGAUUGAAUGGUUCCCUUCAGUAUUGCUGAGGUUCUUCUGUGAUUUACAACUACUGCCAGUGAGAACUGCGCUCGGCUCGCUAUCUCCCCCUGCUGGACGAGGCCGCCUGCAAGCUAGAAUCCAGUCGAAAAAGCACUAUUGCACUUUACAACGACAAACAAUGACUUAAGGGGAUUUUUCGUUUUUUUUUUUUUAAAGUUUCAGGUAACUGAUUAAUAGGUACUGUUAAUAAAAAGAAACUUGCUUUUGCUUUCGUGCCAAAAGCUGAAAUGAGCCACAGUCCGUGUCAGAAUGAACUUUCGCAACUAACGACAACUUUUUACGUUUUCCUAGCUAUUUCUUUUUUUUAAACGAUGUACGUAAAAACAACGGGUGCUUACCCCUUUCUUUUGUCCUGACUGUGUCUGUUAUCGUGUUAACUGUUACGUUUAAAACUUGAAGUUGAAGUGUGUAACUUCUGCGCAACUAGUGGCACCAAACGGCAUUGAAGAAGUAAUGACAUUUUCAAACACUCGCAUUGGUCAAACAAACAGAUAGUCUCGCCCCAAACUCACGCUAUUGGUCGAGUCAACCAAUGCUCAAACGAACAGAGGAAUGUUUUGAAAGCACCUUGUUGCUUGUUGUCUCUGCAUAUUGAGUUGGGGUAAGCGAAAGUAUUUUAACAUUACACACUUCAGCUUUAAGUUUGAAUAACUUUAGUUUUUCUCUGAGGUAUUUCAACGAAAGCAGUCAGCCGCUGAACGAACUCUUCAGCUUUUACAAUUAGUUUUAGCCUCUGCGCUUUGGAAUAUUACAGUUCUCUCUAAAUUUACUGAAGUUAACAGGCACCAGCUUUGAGUCAGCUAUGUCGAAAAUGAGUCAUGCUGCCAAAUUUCACUGCUGUUUGCCUCAAACCGAUUGGUGGGCUGCUUUGAAUAAUUGACUAUUUAUUGCGAGGGCAUGAGUAGUAUGCAAAAUAACUGUCGUCUUUAUUGUUAAAUAUGCCACAGGCAGCUUUUUAGCUCUACGAUCCAUGUCAGCAGGGUCUUAGAAGGUUUUUAUUUGAAAUGUAAAGCUGUGAAUUUCACAUUUGCUUCAUUGACUGAGAUUGGAAACGCUUUUAAUCGAGAGGUAUUUUGGACGUUAACGUGUAGAAUGACAAUUUUCAAUAAGUCGUCCAUCGUUCCCUCUGGUCAGUUUGAACACGCAAAUUAGCAUUUUUAUCUUGCUUUCCUGUUCAAAUAUCUUAAACACCUUAAAACAAGAGAAAGUAAUUUGAGGAUUAACAUUGCACGAGAUAAUAAGACUUGUUUUCCUAACCUAAUGGCAAAAUAGUCACUUGUUUUUUUCGCUCAACUUUGUUGAGUUUAUGCUUAAAACAAGAAAAGAAGAAAAAAAAAGCUAUUUGCCAGCCAUAGAGCUAUUUUCUGAAACAAGCCUUUAAUAUUUGAUGUAAUUUUUCUUCUAAAGUUAAUUUAUCAUGUUUUGAUUAUGUUUAGAUGUUUGUUUGUUAUUACUGGAAAACGUGGAAAAUUCUGAUUAAAAUCUUAUUAUUAUUUCUUUAUUUUGUAAUUUUUUUUUGGCAGUGAAAAUCAUCAUACUGUCUCAUCUAUUUCCUCCAUGUUUGUGAUUAAAAUUUUCCUGACUUUUAUUGCAAGCAAUGGAUCAUCUUAAGGUUAUAUUUCACGUUCUUCACCGAGUAGAAAUAUCUCUGCUCCACUCCCUAAAGAGUACAAAUUGAAAUACUGCUUAUCAUUGAUUAUGCGUAUCAUGGACUAUCUCUUAUCUUACUGGUUACAUAUUAGCUACUGCCAACAAUAUACUCUAUCAUGUGUACGUGGUCAUUUCUGCAGCUGUAGAACACAGAUGAUGGCCUGGAUCUCAUAAAGUUUUAUUCACCGCAAGUGCAGGUGCAAUUUGCCAAAAUAUUACUAACCCUUGUGGAUCUGCACUUUUAGCCAGUAAUGAUCAUUGGGCCUUAUUCAUGAAAAGUGCAAAACAAAUCUCAUUGUAAAUUGUUCGUAAAACGUUCUUAUGGAAUUUGUCAAUGCUGCAAUUUACGCAAGAACGGUUCUACGAACAAUUUGCACAAAUUUGUUCUCGUGUUUCAUGAAUGAGGCCCAAUUAAUUUCACCUUAAAUAACUUUUUACGGUGCGUAAUCGUGAAACGUAAAGUUAUAAUUUUCCAUAUUUUUGAGGGAACAAAUGUUUUUGAAUUACGCCGCUGACAGAGCAUUUACCUUUUUAACGCGACGCUCCAGAUCAUCUCAAUUGUUUAUAAACAUUUUACGAACAUGACUUCUAUGGCACUUCUGGUCGAUAAAGAGCUAAAGUACGUUGUACAAUGUUUCGCGGUGCCGUUGUGUAAACUAUUUGGCAUCAAGGACCAAUCUCGCCCACCGUUUUGAAUGUGAGCAGAUUUUGCUUCAGUGUACGUCGUUAUAGCGCAGCAGAUAGAUAUUUACUACCAAUGUCUCAUUGGAAGUGGUGGUAUUUUUGUAUUUAAAGAAAAAAAUCAACGAAAAAAGGACAGCACUUUGCAACUCAACGCGGUUAUCCGCUGUGCUACUGUAGAAUUUAUACUGUAAUUGUGAGAUGGGGAAAAAUAUGCUGUUUAAUUAUAUUUAUGUUGGACAUUUUGUCGAAUACAGACACCUGCGGGGGGG